GUGGAUCUCCUCUUCUGAAGAUCACACAGUUUUUCAGGCUUCUGAACUUGCUCAGCUAGCCACUCUGCUCCAACGCACGCAGCUUAGCUCGGAGUGACAACGGAAUGGCUACCAUGGAUGAGCAGCAGCCACUGCACAUCCUCUUCCUCCCGUUCCUCGUGCCCGGCCACCUCAUCCCGAUCGCCGACAUGGCCGCGCUCUUCGCGGCACGCGGCGUCAGGUGCACCAUCCUCACCACCCCCGUCAAUGCCGCCGUCGUCCGCCCUGCCGUGGACCGCGCCAACGACGACGCUCUCCGUGGCGAUGCCGGCGGCGCACCGGCGAUCGACAUCGCCGUCGUGCCAUUCCCGGACGUCGGGCUCCCGCCGGGCGUCGAGAGCGGCACGGCGCUUGCUUCCGAGGAGGACCGUGGCAAGUUCGUCCAUGCCAUCCAGCGGCUGCGCGAGCCGUUCGACCGGUUCAUGGCGGAGCACCACCCCGACGCCGUCGUGGCCGACGGCUUCUUCACUUGGUCCGUGGACGCCGCCGCCGAGCACGGCGUCCCGCGGCUGGUGUUCCUCGGCACCGGCGUGUUCGCGCGGUCAUGCCAGGAGAGCAUGGUGCGCCACAACCCGGUGGAGGCCUGCCCCGACGACGACCCCGACGCCGCCGUGUCCCUGCCGGGGCUGCCGCACCGCGUCGAGAUGAGGCGGAGCCAAAUGAUCGACCCAAAGAAACGGCCGGACCACUGGGCCUACUUCAAGAUGAUGAACGACGCCGACCAGAGGAGCUAUGGCGAGGUGUUCAACAGCUUCCACGAGCUGGAGACGGACUACGUCGAGCACUACCGCACGGCUCUCGGCCGCCGCGCGUGGCUCGUCGGGCCGGCGGCGUUCGCGAGCAAGGACUUCGCGGCGAGAGGCGCCGCCGAGCUCUCGCCCGACGCGGACGGCUGCCUGCGGUGGCUCGACGCGAAGCCACACGGCUCCGUGGCGUACGUCUCCUUCGGCACGCUGUCCAGCUUCUCGCCGGCGGAGAUGCGCGAGCUCGCCCGAGGCCUCGACCUCUCCGGCAUGAACUUCGUGUGGGUCAUCAACGGCGCCGCGGACGACACCGACGCGUCGGGUCAGUGGAUGCCCGAAGGCUUCCCCGAGCUGAUCUCGCCGCACGGCGAUCGCGGCCUCACCAUCCGUGGGUGGGCGCCGCAGAUGCUCAUCCUGAACCACCCCGCCGUCGGCGGGUUCGUGACGCACUGCGGGUGGAACUCGACGCUGGAGGCCGUGAGCGCCGGCGUCCCAAUGGUGACCUGGCCGCGGUACGCCGACCAGUUCUUCAACGAGAAGCUCAUCGUGGAGGUUCUCAAGGUCGGGGUCAGCGUGGGGUCCAAGGACUUCGCAUCGAAUCUGGAGAACCACCAGGUGAUCGGCGGCGAGGUGAUCGCCGGAGCUGUCAGGAGGGUGAUGGGUGACGGUGAAGAGGGCGCCGAGGCGAUACGGAAGAAGGCAGCGGAGCUAGGCGUUAAGGCGAGGGGCGCCCUGGAGAAGGGCGGUUCGUCGCACGACGACGUUGGACGGCUGAUGGACGCGUUGAUGGCACGCCGGACCUCUGUUGACGUAUGAGGUGGCGGUUGACGUGAGGAACGCCGUCGGAUGGUGACCGGACAGCACACGCGUUGUAAAAUUCUGGUUAUACAUAUACAUGAGUAUAACGUUGAGCGGCCCCCGCAAUUGCGCAGCUAGCAUUAAUUUAAAAUUAUCUAUUUUUUAUAUAUGAUUUUAUUUAAAAUUAUCAUUUCCGUGAUUCUAAUAAUUUUAUAGUUUUUAAAAGCUAUGCCAAUCGUUACCCUUUACUCCUUUGUAUCCUUUUUAUUUGCUUACUUGAUCUACCACUAUUUAUAUUCAUCAUCUUUAGAACUUUAAAAAUUAGGCCUUAUAGUUUUCAGAGUUCAUUUUCUUGAUGGAUUUCUUAUUCAUAAUUUUUGGAAGUAUCAUCAAACAUCGCCAAUUAACUACUC
Messenger RNA from Oryza sativa Japonica Group (Japanese rice), 1993 nucleotides. Its product is annotated as scopoletin glucosyltransferase. Gene Ontology annotation, molecular function: UDP-glucosyltransferase activity. Lineage: Eukaryota; Viridiplantae; Streptophyta; Magnoliopsida; Poales; Poaceae. The record is from RefSeq and is a predicted model, not a curated record.